AUGUCAAAUGAAGCCUCAGCAUCAUCUCAAAAUGUGAAAAUACUACAUGACCAAGUGAUUCGGCCAACAGCAAAUUAUCACCCAGCUAUUUGGGGCGAUCAAUUCCUCCAUUACACUAUUUCAGAACAAGAAUUGGAGUACAAACAGAAGCGAGUUGAGGAAUUAAAAGAAUUGGUCAAGAAAGAAAUAUUCAUAGAAUCUACACAUGAUGGGACUUUGACUCAGCUGAAGUUAAUUGAUGAUAUUCAACGAUUGGGAUUAUCAUAUCAUUUUGAAUGUGAAAUCGAACAAGAGAUAGAACAUGUUUACAGAUGUAGCAUUGAUCAAAACAACAAAGAGGAAGAUCUAUAUGAUGCUUCUAUUCGGUUUAGACUUCUAAGACAACAUGGAUAUAAGGUUUCAUCUAAUAUAUUUGAAAAAUUCAAAAAUGAGGAUGGUACCUUUGAGAGCUUGGUAACAGACAUUCCGGGUAUGCUUAGCUUAUACGAAGCCUCAUAUUUGAGCUUUGUUGGAGAAAAUAUACUAGAUGAAGCACUUGCUUUCACCACCAAGCAGCUUGAGUUGCUUGUGGCAAAUAAAAAAACACACCCAUUAUCAGAUGAAAUAUCCCUAGCCUUAAAAAGGCCUAUCAGAAAGACUCUAGAGAGGCUCGAUACUAGGCAUUACAUUUCAAUCUUCGAAAAUAAUGAGGCUUCUCAUCGUAACAAAGUAUUGCUAGAACUUGCCAAGUUAGAUUUUAAUCUACUACAAUCUAUGCACAGAACAGAGCUUAGUAAAAUUGUCAGGUGGUGGAAAGAACUAGACAUUGCACACAAACUACCUUUCGCAAGAGAUAGGAUUGUGGAACUGUAUUUUUGGAUAUUAGGAGUUUAUUAUGAACCUCAGUAUUCUCUUGCUAGAAAUAUUGCAAUCAAAACCAUUGCGUUGACCUCAAUCGCUGAUGAUAUAUAUGAUGCACAUGGCACAUUUGAUGAACUUAAGCUCCUUACUGAAGCAAUUGAUAGGUGGGACAUCAAAUUUAUGGAUAAUCAACUUAUUAUUCCAGAAUAUUUGCAGACAUUUUAUAAGCUACUUUUGAAUUGUUAUGAAGAAUUCAAUAAAGCACUGGAAAAGGAAGAAAGUUUUAAAGUUCAUUGCGGAAAAGAAGAGUUCAAAAGAUUACUUCGAGCUUAUUUCCAUGAAGCUCAAUGGUUGAACCAAGGAUACAUUCCUAGUUUUGAUGAGCACGUCAAAGUUUCUUUGAUUUUUUCUGGUUACUCCAUGGUGUUUGCCAACUGUUUAAUUGGAAUGAAAGAUAUUGUAACAAAUGAAGUUAUUGAGUGGCUCUCCAAAGACCCCAAGAUUAUUAAAGCUUCUUCUAUCAUUUGUAGGUUCAUGAAUGACAUAGUUUCCCACAAGUUUGAGCAAGAGAGAGGUCACUCACCAUCUACGGUUGAAUGCUACAUGAAGCAAUAUGGGGUUUCCGAACAAGAGGCAUAUGAUGAACUCAAUAACCAAGUGGAUAAUGCAUGGAAAGAAAUAAAUGAAGAGUUUAUUAGGCCAACUGAUGUGCCUUUGCCUAUCUUAGUUCGUGCUCUUAAUUUAUCAAGGGUAAUUGAUCUUCUCUACAAAGAUGGGGAUGGCUAUACUCAUGUUGGAAAAGUGACCAAAGAUAGUGUUGCUGCAUUGCUAAUAGAUCCAAUCCCAUUAUAA
This is a messenger RNA of Humulus lupulus (European hop), 1692 nucleotides long. RefSeq names its product alpha-humulene synthase-like. The transcript is spliced from 7 exons. Gene Ontology annotation, biological process: diterpenoid biosynthetic process. Lineage: Eukaryota; Viridiplantae; Streptophyta; Magnoliopsida; Rosales; Cannabaceae. The record is from RefSeq and is a predicted model, not a curated record. Bases 1 to 1692 code for a protein of 563 amino acids. Gene Ontology annotation, molecular function: terpene synthase activity; magnesium ion binding.